AUGUCUGUUGCUAGCGUCAUCUCACAACUACGGGGCCUUCUUGACAAGGCCAACCUAUUGAUUCCCAAGCUUGCUAAGAUUUACCCCAACGAACAACAAUGGGACGCUCUUGGAGACAUUAGUGAAGAGCUUGCAAUGGCAGCAAAAACAAUAAAGAAAGAUAUCCGAGAGUCAAGGGUAUCACGAGCAGAUAGAGCAUGGAAAGACAGUGAAGUGCUCAGAUCUCGUGCUUUGGAGUGCAAGGGAGAAUUAUUGACAAACGGCCGACUGAAGCUAUCUCCGGUUUUCAGGCGAAACAUCGUCACGAUUUUUGAAGGUCCUAAGAACUCCAAAUUUGAUUCCGAGGAAACAAAAAUCCGAAAAGCCACGACACUACAAAGAUGCGAGCAGAUUAGGCAGCUCAGUCCCAGCGGUGUUAUCUCAUGGGCAAUCUCGUUCGCCCCGAGCGUCUGGGCAGGAGGGUCUAUGGCAACGGACAUUUUCACUUGCCUUCUUGAUGAGAUCGAGCCAGACUGGCGACCGUCAUGGCCACCUAUCGUCAGACAAACGCUACACAUACUCCUGGAGGACGAGGAUAUAUUGCAAAAGUCUAGGGAAUAUCAGGAUUUCCUCACAUCAUAUGACAACUCGGAAAAUGAUGAGCCAGGCCGUCGAAGAAAACGAAGGCGUCUCGAUAAUAUUGAGCAAGAGACACAAUCAAACCAGGGAUCUCCGUCUAACGGGAGUAGAGAAAUGCAGCAUAUGUACACGAAUUCAGACCCGGCCUGCAUUGAAAAACUUCCAGAGUCAUUCCGGACCGCAAUCAGACAGAGCCGACUCUGGAAAUGGGAAAGGAGCAAAGCCAUGAAGACAACAGGUUGUCUAAGCACACUGUUCCCAAUGGACAACACACAGGAUGUCUCUUUGACCAUCUGGUGCGGAAAUGUGGAAGCGUACAACAUCAACGAUGAGUUUGAGCUAGAGCUUGCAGCCUCAUAUCAGCAUUUGAAAUAG
Molecule: messenger RNA, 993 nt
Organism: Penicillium riverlandense
Lineage: Eukaryota; Fungi; Ascomycota; Eurotiomycetes; Eurotiales; Aspergillaceae
Exons: 3
Coding region: 1-993 (330 amino acids)
Source: RefSeq, a predicted model, not a curated record